AGAGAAGGAAGGAAAGGAGAGGAAAGAAGUCCAAGGCCCCCAUCGAAUGGUUGAAUUGGCACGGUUGAAGCGUAGGUAUAGCUGCUUGGACGGAGCCGCUCGCGUACGAGCCGAAGUGCGCGCGCAGCCGUACGCUAGGAUCAGUCGUACGGUAGUCGUGAGAGGGCAGGCGCCCCCUCCGCAUCUCUCCUCGUCUGGUCUGGGCCGCAGAGCGGCGCACCGUGUGUCGAGCCGAGCCGAGCCGAGCCGAGUCGGUCAAUACUCCGGGCAACGCGGUGGUGAGAGCACACGACCACGGUCGCCCCGUACUCGUGCACGCCGUCGCUCGGAAGCGGCGACUACGCACUCUCUCUCUCUCUCCUCUCUCCUCGCGGAUUCGUGUCGUCUCUCGGCCGAUAAUCGAACGCGUAAUCUUGGUGGCGAGCGUGGAUCCGGAAGGGACGCCAGCCGGAGGACCGGGCGCCGAUCUAUUCUCGCCGUGAUCUACCUCCGCCGUGAACGGACGCUCGCGAUACGUACACACAAGCGCACACACAAGCGUAACACAGGCACGCAGAGAGGAGGACACGCGUGGCAGGCAGCCGAACGCAUCCCAUCGCAUCUCGUCCCAUCCUUGUUUCCCAACGUAUAUACGCGGUGCCCGGUUGGCAGCGUUCUUCUCUCAGCCUCGAAACGGCCGCGUUCCUCGGCGAGAAACGCAGCAACGAUGCCACGAGCCUGCUUCGUGUUCCAGUACGGUUCGUAAGGAAGGAAGGAAGGAAGGACACGAGUGUGGGAUCAGGACGCUGGUGACACGGGUCCCGGGUGUUCCAUCAACAUUCCCGCUUGUGCUCGCUCGUGUUCAAAUUAUCGCGGACAGUGAUAUUGUGUGCGACGAAUUCCGAAAUAGUCGAGGAUCGAGGAUCGAGACCCGGAAUCUCAACAUAUACGCUCAACUAUGAAUCCUGGAGCGUGAUGGACAAGCUCGAGUACGCGACCACGACCAACUUGCGGCUACGCCUCGCCGGCAUGCUCAUGGAUAUGUGGAUAUUCUUCCUGUUCGUCGCCAUUGCCGACGUGGCGGCCUCGGUGGAGGUUCACUUCGAGAACAAAGAUGGCGGAUUUUUCCUGAAGCACAUACCGAGGCAGUACUAUCCCGUGAGGGGGGACUCGAUCUCUGCGAUAUCCCCGUCGACGGGGACGCUGUCGAACAACGGGGGGGCCCCGUCGCCUGCACCGGGCUCGGUCCUCUCCAUAGACAAAUUCACCGUGUUUCAGACGAGCGAGCCCGUCUCGGUGCGGGCCACUUACGGCCCAUUUAGCACGAAGCAAACCGUGCCCGCCCGUUACAUAGUGCCGGAUCCAUUGGACGCGCUCCCCGGCCCGGAAACGAGGCGGAAUCUCACGGCUGCGACGAUUCUGGACGCGCAGGAGCUGGGCGCCCGUCACCUGGACAUGUCCGCCCAUCUGGUCGGGAGCAGCGUGCCUCGCGACUCGCCCGUGCUCAGAGUCCUGUUCCACGCCGGAAGCGAGGCGGGCGGAAGGCGCCAGUUGCUCCUUGCCCGCCAUCAGAGAGUGUGCGUGGUCCUUCACGCGAGCCUUGCCGCCCCGUCGAGGAGCACCGUUAACAGGAACAACGGGAGGGCUUACUCCUCUUCGUCUUCCCCAUCCUCCUCCUCCUCCUCCUCCUCCUCCGCUUCCUCCUUCUCGAGCUCGUCGUCCACUUCCGCUCUAACGGCAGCGUGCAGCCCCGACGGGGAGAACGGAGUUUGCCUGGCGCAGAUCACCAUACCCGCCGAUUGGUGGGCACCGUUACCACCGCCGGACGCUUCCGGCCGGGUCAAGGUCGCCAAGAGCCUGCCCAGGCUCGUGCAGGUCGCCUACUCCGUGCUCGAGCCACGCACGGAGGAGGCAGGCUCGGCCGACAACGGGGCAGGCUUCUGCAGGCCGAGGGUCCAGAUCCAACCCGUCACGCCGCUCGGUCAGGUGCCCCUCGCUCCGAACCGGGCCGAUUACAAGGAGCUCAAGGCCGACGAUUCGCUCACUCUUCUGGUGCCGCACGGCCCCCUCUACCCGAGGUCCCGGCUGCACGUCCCGGCGUUCCUUCAUCCGUCCAAGACCACCGAUCCGAGGCAGGAGAGGGCACCGCUCGUCAUCGCAGUAUACCUUAGGGCCAGGGUGAAAUCCGGCGUGAAAAUCUUGGACGCAUCGUCCAGCAACCCGGACUGGAUCGUCGACAGCAAGAUCAACGCGAAGAACACGAUCGCUACGUUCACCGCGAGGCGAAAGGAGAAUGCCUCCCGAUUACCAAGCGCAUCGGCGGAGGAGAUCCUGACGAUGCUUCUCGAGGCGAGCGAGGAGGGGAUGGAGGGGAAUUGGGACGGUGGUCGGAUCGUGUGGAGCGUGCGUUACGCUUUCGACAACGGGUCCCUGUUGAACGGGAUGGAUCAGCUGCAGCAGAGAUUGCAGCAGAGGCAGAUGCAGCAACAUCAUCAUCAUCAUCACGCCGAGAGGCGGAAGCUCCAGGUUCGUCUUGAGAUACAGAAGGACGAUAUACAGGCUGUCCUGCCUAUAUCCAAGAACUGGGAGGUGAUGAACACGGCGGUGUUGACCGGGCGGCAAGUGUCGCAGGGGAUGAAGGUGUUCAUCGUGAGCCAAGCGGGAACCGUGGCCGACGUCACGCUGCAAUCCUCCUGCCACUCGGAGGACGAGAGUGUUCUCAAGGUGUCGUCCUCGUGUAGCAGCGUGUACGUGGACGGAACGGAGAUACGGGGCUCGAGCAACGCUUCCGUCCUCGUCAAAUACGGCACGUACACGGGCCUGGCUAAAUUCACAGUUUGGAUGCCGGAAUUCCCUUUGGAGAUGACCGUGGCAGAUACGAGAUUGAGCCAGAUCAAAGGGUGGAAAGUGGCCGAGGAGCACGUAGCCGGGGCGAAGAGCAAACGCAGUUUGAACUCGACGUUCUCGCGGCCGGACGAGCCGAUCCCCCCCCUCCCCAGGACGAGAAAGAGGAGCGCCGCGGAAUUGGAGGACACCUCGAUGGAUAUCGAGGACGCGGACGUGAUCUUGGAGGAGGACGAGCAGGAGGAGAGAUUUCGUGGGAACGAUAACUGGGAUGCUAUUAACUCCAUCGACAGGGGGCCGUCGACCAAUUGCAGGCUCCGUUUCCAGCAGAGCCCGGUCGAGGUGCACGCGAGAUUCCUGGCCACCGACCACGAUUCCGGCCGAGUAUCCUAUUUCGUGAAUCGUCGAACUUGGCUACGAGUGACCGAUCUGGUGAACGGGAUGCUCCGGGUUUCGGAUCCAAGGAUCGCCGACCUGUUGCAGGGAAGGAUCGUGCAGGGUCGUGGGGUGGGGAGGACGGAAGUGCAGGUUCUUUCGCCGAUCACGAGCAAAGUGAUCGGCGCGAAGGAAGUGCGAGUGGGCAACGAUCGAGUGGCGAUCACCAGGUUGUCCGUCAGAGUGGUGUCCGGUUUACAACUGACCAUCAGCCCCGAUACCGCUAUAGAGAAUGGAUACGUGGCGGAAACGUCGGUCACGAGGAAGUUGACCGCUCAAUAUCAGGAGGGUCUGUUGGAUAUAGACGUGGAAUUCUCGGACGGUACGAGAACACCGCUGAGAGAGAUCGCCGUGAACGACUAUCAUUUGUUGGUGGAGAGUUUAGAUCCGGAAGUGGUGGCGUUCGCCCCGAUGGUCGCCUCUCAUCAUCCGCGAGUGAUCGCAGUGGGCGAGGGGCGAGGCGAUUUGUUACGGGUCAGUCUUCAACUGGCGGAUGCCUGCCGCCUGACCGGCAGGAGGUCCGGGAAGGUGUCUCAAAGGGCGACCGCCGCCACCCUCGCCACCGCUUCAGCCAACGUCGAGGUGGACUUCGCCUCGAGCGAUCUCCCCAACCGACCCGAAUUCGUGCAGAACGACGGAGGCGGAACGGUCGGCUCCCAUCAUCACAGGGAGAGGAAGACAAGCAGGGGAGAGAUGGCGCCCGAUUUGCACGACAUCUUAAUCGGGCUACCGCUGAAAGACGAGAACGGGCACGAGCACGAGCACAAGCACGAGCACGAACCUUUGGUGCAGGCACGGCAGCACCGCACCGCUAUAGCUAAUGGCAUGUCUUCAGGAGGUAUGGGCGGCGUCGGGAUACGGCAUCACGGAGGGGCGCGUAUGAGUCCUCUCGAGAUCGGGAUGUACGUCCUUCUCGCGGCCUUCUGUUUCGCCAUCGUCGUCUUCGUCGUUUCCUGCGUGGUCUACGCGAGCAAGUUCAAGCCCCAACCGCCUGAUUCCCCGUUAGCCGGCUCCGCGCUUCCCGUACUGUCCGGAGCAGCGAGGGCAAGAGCUGCGGCCAACCAGUUGGCGUCCGGCAGAAGACCUCCCAGAGAGUCUACAACGAACGCGCACGAUUGGGUAUGGCUGGGGAGAGCCACCCUCGAGAGGGCCGCUUGCGGCCCGCAACAGGUAAGAGUGACCAGCAAUCCCCUGGCCGGCGAAAACGAGGGAGGAGAAGGAGGUGAACUGGCCACUUGCUUCGACAAUCCGAACCAUAUCGAGCUACCCUCGGCCGGGCAGCGUAGCAAUGGAUCGAAUGGGCCGAUCGACACGACCACUUACUGCAAGAGGGACAAGAUGCCGCGAAACAGUUUCGUUACGAAACAAGUAUCGAAACCGUCCACGGUCGUGUCCGCUACAACGAUCCCUACUCCACCAUCCAUGCUUACGUCCACCGUUACUUCCGCCCGGAACGACAACGACGAUAUACCACCACCCCUACCGCCGCACGGGAUACCCGUGGCCGCCGCAGCAGCAAUGGGUCCAACGACGACGACGGCGGCGGCGGCGCAGGCUGCCUCCGUCGGCGCGACGACGGCCAACAACAACGGGAACGAGGAUUACAAACCGCCCGUGCCUCCGCACAGGAACACAGGAGUGAUCGUACGGGUACCGGAAACGCCGAGGAAACACCGGCACAGGGGAUCGAGCGGGAGCGCGGGCAACAUGAACCAGCAGCAGCAACAACACGGGAACAACAAUCAAUCACGGCACAGCAAGCAGAUUCACCAUAUGAAGCCGCAUGGUAAAGCUAGAGUAGCGGGUAGUCCGAAGGAGAAGGAAGCGGAGGAAGAGGAGUUCGUGGAGCUGGCGAAUCACGACGACAACAGGCACGUUACGAAGGACGUGAGGGGCAGGGAGGUGAAGAGGGCGACGAUCGUCGGCAAUCCAAUGUUCUCCUCGUUCUCGACGAACGCGGUCGCCUCCUCGAUGAACGUGUCCACCCCGACCGUGGUCUCAUCCUCCUCGUCGCCGCCUAACUCGUCUCCGUCCUCCUCAGCCGCCUCCUCCUCCUCCUCGUCCUCCUCGUCCUCCUCCUCCUCCUCCUCCUCCUCGUCCGCGUCUUUGUCCCACGAGCAGGAGGAGUCGGUUGCACUGGACGACCUGAACCUCGGCAUGGACUACAACCAGAUCAUGCAGUACUUCGACAAUUUGAAAGAGUCGAACGCCUAGGUAAAGGCGUUCGGCCUCGAAGAAGGCCGAGUAGUCAAGAUCGAUACGAAACCCCGGAUCCAUCGUUGAGAAUGGAUUUGAGAGGAGAGGCAACCGAGCCCGGCCUCGUUCCCCGCUUCCUCUCUAGCGCAUACGUUUCGCAAUUCGAAAGAACCGAUUCCCGGUGGCCGGGCUUGGGCCACCACCACGCGCUUUCGAAACGACGCUCCGGACGUUUCGUAUUUCUAUAGGCUAUAAUCUAGUCAGCUUCCUAGCAGCACAUCAACAAUAUCGCGCAAAAAAACGCAUCGACACACGAGCCACACAGAGACAUACACACCGAUACAUGCGAAUAUACACGGGAAAGAUAUAUAGAGAGAGAGAGAGAGAAAGAGAGAGUGUGAGAGGGAGAGAGGGAGAGCGAGAGCGUAAGCGUAAGCUAUAAGAAGCGCGUGUUCAAUGCGAGUAAUCGAGUAAUAAUACGUAAAGUUACACGCAACGUUGGGCACACAACGUUCACACACACACACAUAUACACAUACACACGUGUAUACACACGCAGAGGCUUUAAAAAAAAAGGUGUGAUGACCGGUGGCCGGGGUAGGAUAGAUAGAUCGCGCGCUCGAUUCGACCAGCUUUCUUUCUCUUUCCUCGACGAUCGAUCGAUCGACCGCCGAUUCUCGCUUCCGCCUCCGUGCGCUAUCGAUAUAUAUAUAUAUAUAUACAUAUACAUAUAUAUAUAUGUAUAUCGCUCAAGCCCUUUCCUCGCGGCAAUCGAACGAAGUCUGCCACGUUCCUGCCAUGCGACAGGGCAUUCGCGAAAAAGUGGCCGGACAAAAAACCCGGGCUCUUUUGUCUCGAGAUCGAUCCUCCUGGCCUCAACCGCCGAUAUAUACCUCGUCCUUUUUUUAUUCGUAUUUCCGCGGCUUUUAUGUUCGUCCGCGCUCCAUCCGGUCUUCUAUCCGUCGGUUCCUAACAAAAAAAAAAGAUAAAAAAACUACUUCUCCACCCCCUCGACCGUUUUUCUCUCCGACUACUACUUCUCCCGUUUUCGCUCGCUUUACUCGUAUUAUUUUUAAACAGUAGCUCGCUCGCCCGAGUCUUCCCGACCGUAAAUCUCCACCACAGUCGAGUGGAGGAGACCGUUAAGAUCGAUAUCGAGACGAAUCGAUGCCGGACACACAGGGCCGAUUUACUUUUCCAAUUUUCGCCGGAGGGAGAAAAAAAAAAAAA
Molecule: messenger RNA, 6684 nt
Organism: Apis mellifera (honey bee)
Lineage: Eukaryota; Metazoa; Arthropoda; Insecta; Hymenoptera; Apidae
Gene: dtn
Product: transmembrane protein 132C
Exons: 10
Coding region: 955-5472 (1505 amino acids)
Source: RefSeq, a predicted model, not a curated record